CACACCUCUCUCACUCUUUUUUCUUGCAAACCCAAAACUCUCUUUUUUCUCUCUCUUCAACUUUUACUACUUACUAUUACCACAAGAGCGUGUUGUCUACAAAUGAAGGAUUUGGAUUUGUGCAUUUGAGAUAUCAUAUGGAGAAGAAAGACAUGGGUCUAAGUGUGAAGAGUGAGGAUGUUGUUGAUUCCUCCUCAUCUUUGCUAAAUAAUGGUUAUCAAUUUUCAAGCGUGUUUGAUUUCUGUGAGGUUGAAAGGAGUUCUUCUUUAGGGUUUAUGGAGUUACUUGGUGGUCAUGACUAUAGUCCUCUCCUUGAUGUACCACAACUAUCAACCAUGUCUACUGUUAAGGCUUCAUCUGACACCACUGGAAAAGAGUGUUCUGAGGUUUUGAACCAGCAACAACCUGCAACUCCUAAUUCUUGUUCGAUUUCAUCAGCAUCUAGUGAAGCAGUCAAUGAUAAUAAAACUCUUGUUGACCAAGCAGAAGAAGAUGAAGAAGAAGAAAAGCAAAAGACAAAUAAACAGUUGAAAACGAAGAAGACAAAUCUAAAGAGACAGAGAGAACCAAGAUUUGCUUUCAUGACGAAAAGCGAGGUUGAUCAUCUGGAAGAUGGAUACCGAUGGAGAAAGUACGGUCAAAAAGCUGUCAAAAAUAGCCCUUUUCCAAGGAGCUACUAUCGUUGCACCACUGCUUCAUGUAAUGUCAAGAAACGUGUGGAACGUUCUUAUACUGAUCCAAGCAUUGUAGUCACAACUUAUGAAGGCCAACAUACACAUCCAAGUCCAACUAUGUCCCGUUCCGCCUUUGCCGGAGUUCAAAUACCACAACCCGCCGGUGUAGUCUCGGGUGGAUUUUCAACCACUAACUUUGGUUCAGUUUUGCAAGGGAACUACUUAUCACAAUAUCAUCAACAACCCUAUCAACAUCAACAACUACUUGUUAAUACAUUGUCCUCUUUGAGUCACCCUUAUAACAAUUCUUCAUCAUUCAAGAAUUCACCUUUUACUACUCAAGAGAGAGUACAGCUUUGUAAUCCAGGAACAACUGCAUUUCUUAGGGAUAAUGGGUUACUUCAAGAUGUUGUUCCUUCACAUAUGUUGAAAGAAAAGUAGAUAACUAUAUAUGAUUUGAUAAAUAACUUCAUUAUUGCUUUCUAUGUUAUUUAUUUCUUUUUUUAGUAGUAUAUUUUGUUGCUGACUUUUUCUAUAAGACUUAGGUAACAACUAUGUAAUUUUUCUUCCUAAUAUGACUGAUAGGUGGUGAUAUUGGUGAUGAUCAUACUUGUAAAGUCCACUUUAUCUUUUUCCAUGUAGCCCACAUAAUCAUGAUUAUUGUACUGUACCAUGAUGGAUCAUGAUCCAAUGCAGGGUCUGGUUGUUGUUCUACUUUAAUAUUAGUAUCUUAGUAUAGAAUUGAAAGAAAAAAGGAACAAAGUUAUGUCAUUGGUGGGGUUGUGCCGUGAGGGAAAUUGAAAUGGUAAAAAAAUAGUGAAGAGUUUUCUUCUAUAUCUAUUUUUAACCAUAUGAUUUUGACUUCUCAUUUGUCUUGUAUUUUUGUUUCUUUUUGAUGAAGGAAUGUGCAUUGAUUUCA
Molecule: messenger RNA, 1593 nt
Organism: Medicago truncatula (barrel medic)
Lineage: Eukaryota; Viridiplantae; Streptophyta; Magnoliopsida; Fabales; Fabaceae
Product: WRKY transcription factor 23
Exons: 3
Coding region: 138-1115 (325 amino acids)
Biological process (GO): regulation of DNA-templated transcription
Molecular function (GO): sequence-specific DNA binding; DNA-binding transcription factor activity
Source: RefSeq, a predicted model, not a curated record